Messenger RNA from Mercurialis annua (annual mercury), 1166 nucleotides. RefSeq names its product aquaporin PIP1-3. The coding region runs from base 124 to 987 and encodes 287 amino acids. The transcript has 4 exons. Gene Ontology annotation, biological process: transmembrane transport; response to water deprivation. Gene Ontology annotation, cellular component: plasma membrane; plasmodesma; vacuole. The record is from RefSeq and is a predicted model, not a curated record. Gene Ontology annotation, molecular function: water channel activity. NCBI's taxonomy places the organism in Eukaryota, Viridiplantae, Streptophyta, Magnoliopsida, Malpighiales, Euphorbiaceae.
CAAUUUCUCUCUCCCACUCUCACAACUUUUGCUUCACUAGUGCACUUACCUUUUGCUUUAAAACAACCCAAAGAACCCAUCUUUUUUUUUCAAGCUUCAAAGAAUUUUCUGUUGAACACAACAAUGGAGGGCAAGGAAGAAGAUGUUAGGCUUGGAGCCAACAAGUUUUCAGAAAGGCAACCCAUAGGAACAUCAGCCCAAACUGACAAGGACUACAAGGAGCCACCGCCAGCUCCAUUGUUCGAGCCUGGUGAACUCUCCUCAUGGUCAUUUUACAGAGCUGGAAUUGCUGAGUUCAUUGCCACAUUUUUGUUCCUUUAUGUCACAGUUUUGACUGUCAUGGGCGUGUCCAAGUCCAGCAACAAGUGUGCCACUGUUGGUAUUCAAGGCAUUGCUUGGGCUUUUGGUGGCAUGAUCUUUGCUCUUGUCUACUGCACUGCUGGCAUCUCAGGUGGCCAUAUUAACCCUGCGGUGACGUUUGGGCUGUUCCUUGCGAGGAAGCUGUCUUUGACUAGGGCUGUGUUCUACAUGGUUAUGCAGUGCCUUGGUGCCAUCUGUGGUGCUGGUGUGGUUAAGGGUUUUGAGGGUAACCAUACUUUUGAGAGGCUGGGUGGUGGAGCUAAUGUUGUAGCCCAUGGCUACACUAAGGGUGAUGGUCUUGGUGCUGAGAUUGUUGGGACCUUUGUUCUUGUUUACACUGUCUUCUCUGCCACUGAUGCUAAGAGGAGUGCCAGAGACUCCCAUGUCCCUAUUUUGGCUCCUCUUCCCAUUGGAUUCGCAGUGUUCUUGGUUCACUUGGCCACCAUCCCCAUUACCGGGACCGGCAUUAACCCAGCCAGGAGUCUCGGAGCUGCUAUCAUCUUCAACAAAGACCACGCCUGGGAUGACCACUGGAUCUUCUGGGUCGGGCCCUUCAUCGGAGCCGCCCUUGCUGCCGUGUACCACCAGAUAGUCAUCAGAGCCAUUCCUUUCAAGUCCAGAGCUUAACUGAACUGUUUUUCCUAGCUACCACAUGAGUGAAUUCUGGCGUAUUUAUUUUCUACUUGUGAAUUUGGUACUGAGGUGUUAAAAGAAUUGUGUGUGUAAAUUAUGUAGUGGUGCUGUAUGAAUGUUUGUGACACGAAAUUCUUUUUAUCUGAAUCUAAAACUAUCUACUUUAUUUGUUA